Saccharomycodes ludwigii is the source of this 414-nucleotide messenger RNA. RefSeq lists its product as uncharacterized. The record is from RefSeq and is a predicted model, not a curated record. Lineage: Eukaryota; Fungi; Ascomycota; Saccharomycetes; Saccharomycodales; Saccharomycodaceae. The transcript has a single exon. The coding region runs from base 1 to 414 and encodes 137 amino acids.
AUGAUAAACGUAAUAACAAAAAAUAAAAAUGUGUUGGUUGGAAGGCCAUUAAUGAGGUCUACAGUUACUGAUUUUAUUGGAGGUAUUAACAAAAAGAAUGAUAUAAGAUUCCUUUGUUCCAGCAAUGUUCAGUUGACUAAUAAAACUUUUGAAGUAAGGGCUGCUGAAAAUAAAAUGUAUACUCCAACUUCCAAUUACCGCAAGAAUGACAGUGAUACUAAUAAUGACGCUGGCAGUAAUAGAACUAGCUAUAGUAAUAAGGUCACAAAUAUCUAUUUAUUGUAUUUGACUUUGGCCUUUACUGUUCCGUUUAUGCUAUCCUACCAUGAAUCUUUUAUUAAUAAUGACCAUAAUUUACCGUUGAAAAGAAAAGCCAAAUUAAAUCCAAGAACUGUCUUUGCUAAAUUCAUAUAA